Molecule: messenger RNA, 3079 nt
Organism: Bursaphelenchus okinawaensis
Lineage: Eukaryota; Metazoa; Nematoda; Chromadorea; Rhabditida; Aphelenchoididae
Source: the annotation of a GenBank genome assembly
AUGUUCUUCAUGAUGUUUGGAGGUAAGCUCUAUAUCAUGUUGUCCGAAUAUGAACGAAUCAAAAAUUUCAAACUUGGACGAUUUGAAUGUCUCAUCUGUCUUCGGACAACUUGAUAAUUUUAUAAUUCUGCAAACCUAAAAUUGACAAUUCUAUAAAUUUUCUGACCAAAAUUCAAAAAUUUUUGUAAAAAUUUGGUAUGUGUGACAGUAACGUUGUUUUUUGAGAAUAGGCGCGGAAGCAACUCCAGUUUCAUGUGGAGAUCAUGUUUUCAAUGCUAGCAUGUCAUCAACGGAGAGGUGCAAGAUAUUGCACCAAGUUAUGAACAGUACUGGAUGUACACCAACCUUGGAGGCUCAAUUUCAGUCAGUUAACUAUGAGGUAGGUCAUGGUAAUUGUAACUUUUUUUGAAGUAGAGUAGGUAGGGUAGGUAUGAUUUAGUAGUGUAGGGUACGGUAUAAUAUGGUAAUUUAAGCUAGGGUAAGGUAGGGCAACUUUGGGUAAAGUAAGGUAAGGCAGGGCACGGCGGAGCAGGACUGGGUAGAGCCAAGCAGGGCAAGGGAGAGCAAAGUUGAGCAAAACAGGGCAGGGCAUUACAGUAUACUGUAACAAACAAAAAUUUCAGUUUGGGUACUACUGUGCUAAUACUAAGCUGGUACAGAAAAGUAUAUCAGUACAAAUGGUUGGUGUGUUGAUUGGAGCAUUGACUUUCGGCCAGCUUAGUGAUAUGUAUGGAAGAAAAAAUGUAGGUCUAUAAAAAAAUCAAAAAAAUUCCUAAUAACAUGCACUAACGUAUUUUACAUUAAAAGAAAAUACAUAAAUUUUCUGCUUUUAGCUGUUAUUGAUAUCAGUUAUUGGAUGCUUGUUCUGUACAUUGGCUUCUGCAUUUGUUAACACGUUAUGGUGGUUUACUGUAUGGAGAUGCUUACUGAAUGUUUUUGUUGGAGGAAAUGGAAGGUAAGAUCCUUUUCCACUCUACCCAACUAUAAUCUAUUCUACCCUACUUUACUCUGCCCUUUAGUACUGUGCCCUACCGUAAUUUACUUGUUGGUACCGUACCCACCGUAUCCUAACUUUACCCUACAGCACCCUACCCUCUCUACUUUAUUUUAACUUACCGUUCUGUGCCGUAUCCUAACAUAUCUCUUACCUUACCUACCCUACCGUACUCUACCGUACCCUACUAUUACUUAAGAAAUUUAACUUAACAUAAACUUAAAAUAGUAUAUUUAAGCCUAAAUUUGUCUUUUUUAGUGUUCUUCACACCUUCAUGAUAGAAGCCCUACCUAAAAAACACAGAUUCUGGAUAUCGAAUAUUGUUGGUUGGUCGAUAAAUAUGAUUUUCUUGGUAAUAUUCGCUACGUUUGCUAAAGAAUGGCGUACACUUAUCUAUUACGUUGAAGUCUUCAGCUCUCCAGCGUUGAUUUUGACAUUGUAAGUUGAAAUAUGACAUUUUUUAAAAAUUAUUUUAAUAAUUUAUUUAUAUGUUAGGACACGUAUUUUACUAAAACGACGUUUUAUACGACGAACUAUGUCUAAGGUUUCUGGGGACAUGUUUCAUCGUAUAACAUGUCCAUUAAUAACUAUAAGUACUAUAAUUUAAAAUUAAUAUAAAAAAUGAAUCUUAAAGCUACAGUAAUAUCAAUUUCAAAAUUACAGUAAUACCAAUUUCGUAACAAAUAUAUCAUUUCAGAAUGCUGUACGAAUCUCCGCGAUUCUUGUUGGGCAAACAGAAGGUCGAUGACGCCAAACAAAUUGUUAUAAACAUUUACAAGUUCGACAAACGCCCCCUGGACAAAGAACUCCUCGACAAAGUGUUGGAGCAAGAGUUACAAACCAUCAAAGAUGCAAACACAACUCAGAAGAAAUACAGCUUCUGGCAUCUGUUUUACACACCCAAGUUGACUGCUUAUACAUUGACUAUUGGACUUACUUUGUAAGGAAAGGGGGGUAUUUUAGGGCGAAAUAUGUUAGGGUAGAGCAAGGUACAGUAGAGUAAGGCAGAUUAGGACUAAGGCUAAUCACAAGGUAAAGCACAAGUGAGACCAAAAGAGUAGAGUACCUUGAAUAAGAGGAUAAGAAAAUGCAAGGCAAGGCAACAGUAAGACAGGCAUACACCAACUUCAAAUAAUACUGAUAAAGAUAAAAAAAAUAAAAAAAUUUUCAGAUUCACAGCCAGUUGUCUAAACUAUUCCUUGCUGUUCAAUAUUAGCAAGUUAUCAGGGUCAAUCUACAAGAAUGCUUUGUUCACUGCUGUUGGUAGAUAUGCAGUGAAUCUGAUUGCCAUCUUUUUGGAUAUAAAAUACCAAAAGAUCGGCCGAAAAACUCUACAUGCCAUAGCAGAAGGUCUUAUCAUCGCACUUUUUGCUGUUUAUAUCUUUGGAAAGCUUAGCGGUGAGUUUAAAAUUUUAAAAUAAAAAAAAAUUUUUUAUUGAAAUUUGAAAUUUUUUAAAUUGAUUGAAAUUUGGAAAAAAAUCUUGUUUUUAACCCUCAAGGGAGCUCGCAAAUCUAAAGUAACAAAAAAAAUUUUAAUUUUAUAGUGACAGAAAAGUCUUGUCGUUUUGGCUAUGAAUUUCAAUGUAAAUCGGCGACAAGACUUUUUUGAACCUAAUUCUUAUUUGUUUUUGACCUUUUUUUAUAAAAAAAACUAAAUUACUAAACUUCAAUAAUAUUUUCCAAUUUCCAGACCUGAAAAACAGUUAUCUCUUAUCACUCGACCUAAUGGCCAUCAUCUGUGUAACUACAAUAUUGUUCGUCACCGGUCAUUUAAUGUCGGGAGAGCUGUUCCCCACUGGCAUUCGCAACAUCUCCUUUUCGGCAGGACAACUUUUCAGCCGUUGUGGUGUCAUCAUAUCACCACAAUUCUUUUUACUGGCCGAGUUGCACCCGGUAAUGCCGUAUGUGGCAUUGUUGUUCUUGGCUAUUAUUGAUUUUAUCAUUUUUUGGAGUGUUUUGAGAGAGACCAAGAAUGAGGAAUUGAUUGACUUUAUGCCUCCGAAGAAUGAAACUUGGAAAUAUGUGAUUAGAAAUAGGAAAAACGUGGUGUCUGAUGCUUCGGUUGAAAUGCAACGGAAUGUUUAA